CAGCAUUGCAUUGCAUCGCCGCAUGGCAUUGCUGCGUUGCAUCGCACUGCAGCGUUGCGUUGCUGCGUUGCUGCGUUGCAGGGCGGUGCUGGUGGAGAGCACCCCGCAGGGUUUGGUUCCGGGUCCCAACCCGUCCACGUUCUCGUCGUGGCUCGGCCUCAUCGGCGCCGCGCGGCGCAGCUUGGACAUCGCCUCCUUCUACUGGACCCUGACCAACAACGACACCGGCACCGCCGAGCCCACGGCCGCCCCGGGCGAGCGCAUCCUGGCCGAGCUCCUGCAGCUGCCGCAGCGCGGUGUGUCCGUCCGCGUGGCCGUCAGCGCCCCGACCCACACGGCCCCACUCAGCGACCUCCAAGCGCUGCAGCGCAGCGGUGAGCGCCGGCCCCACACCGGGUUUGGGGUGGGGUCGGUGUCCCCAUGGGUUUGGGAUUGGGGUCCACAUGGGGCUGGGCUGGGGUCAAUGGCCCAAGCCUGAUGCUGUCCCCAUGGGGCUGGGUGGGCUCAGU
Molecule: messenger RNA, 509 nt
Organism: Numida meleagris (helmeted guineafowl)
Lineage: Eukaryota; Metazoa; Chordata; Aves; Galliformes; Numididae
Product: phospholipase D3-like
Exons: 2
Coding region: 23-478 (151 amino acids)
Source: RefSeq, a predicted model, not a curated record